Messenger RNA from Cooperia oncophora, 1302 nucleotides. Lineage: Eukaryota; Metazoa; Nematoda; Chromadorea; Rhabditida; Trichostrongylidae. The record is from the annotation of a GenBank genome assembly.
AUGUGUGCCAUGAAGAGUGGUUGGUCGACGAAUGAUUCCCAAGCUCCCAAGUUACGGAUUUCCGAUGCGCCGAAGUACGGUGGUUUUAUCGGCGAAAUGACUCUGAUAAAUGGAUCAGUUUCAAUGGAAGAGAUUCGUUAUGCUUGGAGGCAAAAUAUCGUUCCGUAUUUUGUAUUCCCCUGGACGAACAAAUGGCCAAAUGAUAUCGUGGAGCAUGGUUUCACGUUCAGACAAUCAGUGGUGGUAUUAGAAGGACUGUAUAAAGCAAAUGAUGAGCUAACGAAGGACUGGCAACCAUUAGAACCACCGGUGGCCGAAGCGAUUGAAGCGCAUCACUUGCAAUACUUCAGAGGACAAACAAUCCCAGAAGGAUUUACGGUAUUUUCUUCAAAAGAAGCCAGUAAUAAGCCACGUCAGUUGCAGUUCUUCAAUACUACACCGAGCCUAACCGAGGCUACAAUUGAUGGUAUGGAAAUACGAUGGAGCUCUGUUAUCGACGUGUCGCUGUCGUUUAAAAGGGGAGCAAUAUUGAGGUACAUUGGUUGGGGUAAAAGCCAAGCCCUUCGUCGUGGUUUCAACAAAGAAGCAGAAUGGGAUGAUGGACCAGCGGAAAUAACUCAUCUUAUACUUGUUGUUCAUGGCAUAGGGCAAAAAGGAUAUGAAAAUCUCAUAGCUGAGAAUGCACAACAGGUUCGUGAGGCUGUCGUUGGUGCAUUAGAACGAUGUUAUCCUGAAGACAAAGGACGGCCUAUGUUUUUACCUGUCGAGUGGAGAUCUAUUUUGAAGCUAGACGAUGGAGUAACUGAUGUGAUAACGCUGCCGAAAAUGAGUAGUAUGAGGAAUGUUCUUAACAGUACUGCCAUGGAUAUAAUGUAUUAUCAAAGUCCUUUAUAUCGUAAAGAGAUUGUGGGUGGUGUAGUCCGUCAACUAAACCGAAUCUACAAACUUUUCACGGAGAAUAAUCCAAGUUUUUCUGGUCCUGUAUCAAUAUUUGCACAUUCUCUUGGAUCAGUCAUAUCUAUGACAUUCUUCUUCCUUUACGACAAAUAUGUUACACAUGCAAUGGACACACAUCUAGAAGAAUGCACUGAUCCUGAAAAUAUUGAAGCUUUGAAAGCGUUCCAGAAAGCGCGAAAUGUGUUAUAUAAGAAAAUCGAUGGAGGAAUCAACAAAAUGCUACAGUAUAACGAUGAGGAGUUGCUGUUCAAGGUGAAAUAUUUAUUUGCUGUUGGGAGUCCUCUGGCAGUUUUCCUGGUGAUGCGUGGUGCCACUCACGCUGAUCUUCUACCAUCCAAAAUGAAU